AUGGAACCCUCAGUGCUGGGAACAACAAUGGAAAAUGACAAGGUUAAAACUAAGCAAUCCAAACAGUCAGCUGGUGCAAAGAGCAAAAAGAAGGGCAAGAAAAAGGAACAUCUCAAGCAAAGCGGUGAGCACAAGAAAAGAGGGCACACGUCCAGCACCCCAUCUACCUCGGAUGAAACGGAGAAGAAUCACCGCAAAAAUGGGAAGAGUUUGACUUCAUCUGAUCUGCAUCAUGGUCAUGGCUGCAACAUAAUAAACAUUAAUACCAAGGAUGUAUCUGCUAUAACAGACAGCUCCACUGGUGCUUUAUAUGAUGGCGCAGUGAACGAGAGCUUGCGAUGGGAGGGAAUUCUUGAUGAUCCGGUGGCAGAAGAGGAGAGGAUCCAUCACUAUAAAAUUAAUAGGAGAAAACGGUAUAUGUUAGCUGCUCAGGAGAAGACGUCAAACAAUGUCCAUGACUCUCCAGAGAGACUACCAGAUAUUAUCCAUUUAGGCCACAAGAAAGACCCCCUUCCCUCUGAUGUUACUGACAAGGCUCUUCCAACUAAGAGAGAUUACUCCAACUCUUACUUCUUAGGACUCAGUGGCCAAGAUUCCCUUUAUGCCAAACCAGAGCAGCAUUCAUCAGAAUUAAAAUUUCCUGUAUUGGUGAACACAUCUAACCUUUAA
Messenger RNA from Bombina bombina (fire-bellied toad), 669 nucleotides. It is a transcript of the gene LIAT1, whose product is annotated as ligand of ATE1. Gene Ontology annotation, biological process: protein arginylation. Bases 1 to 669 code for a protein of 222 amino acids. The record is from RefSeq and is a predicted model, not a curated record. The transcript has 2 exons. Lineage: Eukaryota; Metazoa; Chordata; Amphibia; Anura; Bombinatoridae.